UUGUGUUCAAAUUUUAGUUCAAUUGUUUUCCUUCAUUGAUUAAUUGCUGAUUAACCUUGUUAAUCUUAUUUCUAGUUAAUUGUUCUCUGUUUCUGUUUAAGGAUGAAUGAACCUGUUUUUAUCAGUCAUUAUGAUAAGAAGUUGAUCGAUAUCAAUGAUCUUCCUGUUGGUAAUCCGGUUGUUAUUAAUACUAUUCAAUUACUCCGAUUGUUAACCAAAUUGGAUCAAGCCGGUUCCUCAUCUUCAUCUUCAUCUUCUGAUUUUCUUAUUUCCUCUGAUGAUCUUCAAUGUUUAGAACUUAAACAAGCUUCUUCUAGUGAUGAUUAUGAUCACCUAUCACGAUUCUUAAGUCAAGAAUCUGUCCAACAAUUGUUGAAACGAUCUAUCAUUCUGAUUACUACUCAUGCUGGAUUCCAUGAGACCAGUGAAAGUAUCAUUGAGAUAUUAACCCAAAUCACUGGUGAUUAUCUUAAGAAACUGACACAUCUAUUAAGAUCUUCAGAUGAUUCCAAACACUUUAGAGGUCCAAAUGAUUUCAUUGAUUUACUUAAUCGCGCCUUCGCUGAGAUUGGAUUGGAUUUACCAACUAUUCAACAUUACGAAUCAACUUUAAGAUCUUAUCGUAAUACUGUUCACAAAGAAGUAGUUAAAAAGUUAAACAUAAUUCAACAAAAUAAUUCUGCAAAAUUUAAUUGAGUCAUGUAAAUCUCCUUUUUUUACAAACAUAUUUAUAUAUCUGUAAUUGCACAUAAGUAGUAGCAUGUAGAUGAAUGGAUUCCAUCAGGUC
Panonychus citri (citrus red mite) is the source of this 787-nucleotide messenger RNA. RefSeq lists its product as uncharacterized. The transcript has a single exon. Lineage: Eukaryota; Metazoa; Arthropoda; Arachnida; Trombidiformes; Tetranychidae. The coding region runs from base 103 to 696 and encodes 197 amino acids. Gene Ontology annotation, cellular component: SAGA complex. The record is from RefSeq and is a predicted model, not a curated record. Gene Ontology annotation, molecular function: protein heterodimerization activity; transcription coactivator activity.